CAAUUAUUCUCCAAGGGCAGCAAAGGGAGUGGCAACGCAGGUCGGAGGCUGAGGGGUUGGAGAGAGAGAGAGCCGCUCCCCCGAAAAGUCAAGCCCACUCCUGGGAGAUAGCUGAAUGCCCAGGCCUACUUCUGCCCGUCUCACGGCCUUAUUUGUCUGAUGAUGAGGAUGCUGAUGGCACAGGCCAGGUGCUAGUGUAGGCAGCAGAGAGCAAGGGCGCUCAUUCAAGUAAGCAAGCAGCCACGGAGGAAGAGAGGCAAGGUUCCUCCUCCACUCACCCUACACUGCAAGCAGCCUUCACCACACAAGCCUGCCUGGUAUCUACCCACUGGAAGGAGUGAUAUUUGACAGUCCCUGCUUUGGAGAGGUCCCCUCAAAUAUAAAAACGGAAAAAGUUUCACAGCACUACAAGGUCAAAGGUCAAGGAGGUCACCAUGGCAAUGGAGAUGGAGAUGCCCCAAUCAGCCGAGAGCAUGAUGGGGAUGCUGUCCGAGGCCCAGUCCAGUGGCGGCGGUGACAACAGCAGCAGUGCCAGCAUGAUGGAGCACUUCUCCGCAGCGGAGUCCUCGGGGACCGUCACGCAACACUUCUCCUCUUCCGAGGUCCGAAUGACCUCGACUUCAUCAUCAUCAUCAUCCUCCUCAGCCUCGUCCUCUGCGGUGACAUCUUCCUCCUCCUCUUCCUCCUCCUCCUCCUCCGCAGUCUCGACGAGCUCCAGCAAAGUCCGUCGAGUUUCUCAGACAGCCAAAGCUGUGGCGGAUGGGACAGAGGGCACUCAGACGGUGGUGCACAGGAAGACCUCAGCCAUGGGGGAGUCCUACAGCCAGGUGCAGAAGUCCUCUUCCAUUCCACCAGGGGAGUCCAUGCCAGACUUUGAGCUGAAGCCCCGACCACUCACAGCACAAGAGGGGGACAAGGUGUCCUUUAAGGUGAAAGUGGUGGGGAGCCCCAAGCCUACGGUGUCUUGGAAGCGAGACAGCGGGAAGCCUUUGCCCGAGGCGGCCACGACUUACUUUGACAGCAUCAAUAAGCAGCACGUCUUAAAGAUCAAGCCCUUGUCCCUGGAGGAUGCAGAUGUCUACAAGUGCGUAGCCUCCAAUGAUCAUGGAGACGCUGUGUAUGGCGUCACUCUGGUGGUCACUGAGAAUCCAGCCAUGGAUUUUAAGAAGAUGCUGAAAAAGCGCAACGUCCAGGCCCUGAAGAGAGAGGAGAAGAAGCCUCCCACCGAGGAGGAGAUGCUGAAAAUCCUGUCGGGAGCCGACAGGAAAGAUUACGAGCGGAUCUGCGCCGAGCACGGCUUCACUGAUUUCAGGGGCAUCCUGAAGAAGCUCAAAGAGAUGAAGAAGAAGGAGGACGUGGAGAUGGUGAAGAUACUGAAACCCCUGCAGGACAUUACUGCCAAGGCUGACUCCAAUGUCAUCUUUGAAACCAUGAUGGAACUGAAGGACCCAAACACUAAGAUGCGCUGGUUUCAGGACGGGGAGCUGCUGCGUAUCCAGUACUCUCUGGGGAAGUACGAGGUGAAACAGCUGGGCACCAAGCACAUGCUGUGCAUCUCCAGCGUCACCCUGAAGGAUUCGGGAACCUACACCCUGCAGGUCGGAGACAAGACAGUCAACGCCAAACUCACCGUCAUAGAUGAGCCCCUGAGGUUGACCUCUGACCUGAAGCCCAUGCGCGUGACGGAGCGCCAGACGGCCGUGUUUGAGGUGCGCCUGUCCAAGAAGACGGACGCCCCGUUGGUGUGGAAGUGCAAGGACAAGGAGCUGAAGAGGGACGAGAAGUACGACAUGUCCGUGUCCGAGGACGGCUUGACCUACAUGCUGCGGGUCAAGGACGUUCGCCCGGGCGACACUGGCGACUAUACCCUGUGUCUUGGAGACCUGACGGCCACGGCACCCCUCUUCAUUGAAAGGAUUCCGAUAAAGUUUGCCUGCCACCUGAGGAACGUGCACGCCAAGGAGAAAGGCAAGGCCCGCAUGGAGUGCGAGAUGAGCUCCAAGGACGUCCACAUCAGGUGGCUGAAGGACGGCCGGGACAUCACCAACGACCCGCGCUACAUCUUCAUGCGCGAGGGCAAGCACGCCGAGAUGAUCCUGGAGGACUGUGACCUGGCGGACGGCGGGGAGUACAGCAUCGUCUGCACCCAGGACAACGAUGCCCAGGAGUAUGUCAGCUCUGCCAACCUCACCGUCGACGAGAGGUUUGCCUCAGUGACAAGUGGCCUAUCGGACGUUCAGUGUCCCAGCGGUUCAGGAGCAGAGAUGUGUGUUGUUCUGAAUGACGAGAAGGUUGAUGGAGUGUGGCUGAAGGAUGGACAAGAGGUGUCGGAGCUGAGUGGGGUGCAGGUGGUGAAGCAGGGUGCGGUGCACAAGCUGGUGUUCAGUGGUGUGGGAGAGGAGCACGAGGGCAAGUAUACAUUCAGGGCCAAAGGAGCUGAGACUGAGGCCGUGCUGGCCAUCGCAGAUCCUCCAGUCAUCGACCCCUCUGUGCUGGAGAUUCUGUCCAGCGAGCCGGUGACGGUGAAGGCGGGCCAGACGGCCACCAUCAAGAUCCCCUUCAAGGGCAAGCCGCCCCCUCGCGUCACCUGGUACAAGGAUGGCAUCGAGGUGACGGAGGACGCCCGCACGGUGGUGGAGCGAGGCGCAGAGCACACCACCCUCACCCUGAGCCACUGCGUCAGAGAGGACAGUGGCGGCAUCAUGGUCAGGCUGAAGAGUGACUGCGGUACGGCUGUGGCUAACCUGCAUCUCAACGUGGUGGACCACCCAAAGCCUCCUCAGAAGGUGGACAUCCUGGAGAACACUCCCCAGGGCAUCCGCAUGAAGUGGAAGGCCCCCAAAGACAACGGUGGCGAGCCGGUCACAGGCUUUGUGAUUGAGAGGCGCCCCGCGGGGAAGAAGGCCUGGAACAAGGUGGGCGAGGUGGACAGCCGCACCACCACCUUCUUCAACGACAGCGUGGAUGAGGGCAAGGCCUACCAGUACCGCAUCCGGGCCGUCAACGAGCACGGCAUGAGCGAACCGCUGGAGACUGAGGAGGUGUCCGCCGGAGCUCCCAUUGAGCCCCCUGGCGUGAUGUCCCAGCCCCAGGUAGCAGACGUGACCAAAGAUGCCAUCACCAUCACCUGGGCCCCACCCAGCCAAGAUGGCGGUGCCGCGGUGCUGGGCUACGUGGUGGAGAGGAGGAAAAAGGGGGGCAGCAUGUGGAUUCCCGUCAACAAGGAACUGAUCCAGGACAAUAAAUGCACAGUGGGUGAGCUGACGGAGGGGGAGGAGUAUGAGUUUCGAGUGACUGCUGUAAACAGAGCAGGAGACGGGACGCCCAGUGCAGCAUCCAACCCUGUGUUGGCCAAGGACCCCAUCCGCGCCCCUGGCAUGGUCGCAGGCCUGCGCAUGACCGACUCCUCCACCUCCUCCAUCUCCCUGGCCUGGGCUCCCCCUGUGCUGGGCGACGCCCCCUCUGGCUACAUCCUGGAACUGCGCUCGGAGGACGCCAAAGAGUGGACCAAGUGCACCAAGAUCCCCAUCGCCGACACCAGCUACUGCGUGGGGGGCCUGCAGGAGCGCAUGAAGUACUUCUUCCGCAUCCGGGCCGUCAACGAGGGGGGCGUGGGAGAGGCCGUGGAGCUGGAGAAUGGGGUCGUCGCCAUGCCCCCACCCGCUCCUCCCAGGUUUGAUCUGCAAGGGAAGGUGAAGCACCAGAUGGAGCUGAGAGCUGGAGCCUCCCUCUGCAUCCCUGUCACCUUCACCGGCUCACCUACCCCGGAGGUGACCUGGCUGAAGGACGGCGUCCCCACCGACGGCAAAGAGGUCAUCACCAAGGGCAACAAGCACUCCCAGUUCCUCAUCGCCUCCUCCCGCCGCUCCGACUCGGGCACGUACCGCGUCAACCUGCGCAACGAGCACGGAGAGGUCAACUAUGACAUCAAUGUCCGCGUCACAGACUUCCCGCGGCCGCCCACUAACCUGCACCUGCUGGAGGAGGUGCCGGGCACGGUGACGCUGCUGUGGCAGCACACCCCGGACCUGGCCGACGACCCCAGCGGCCACUACAUCAUCCUGAAGCGCGACUCCAGCACCACCACCUGGUUCACCGCCACCGACCGCGUCCACAGCAACAAGUUCACCAUCACCGGCCUGCUGCCCGGACGCAAGUACUACUUCCGGGUCAUCGCCCGCAACAGCAUCGGGGACAGCGACCCGCUCGACUCCAAGGAGGCCUUCAGCAUCGCCAAGGAGAAAGAGCUCUUCCACCUGAACAUGAGGCCCUACGUGGCCAAGGAGCGCAGCGCCAAGCCCGCCUUCGUGCUGCCGCUCAAGGACCACGCGGUGCGCCGCGGCAACGACUGCACCAUGAGCUGCGCCUUCACGGGCUGCCCGGCGCCCACCGCCGCCUGGUACCGCGGCGACCUCAAGGUGUCGGACGGCCCGCGCUUCUGGCAGAACACGGCGGACGGCGUCUGCACCCUCACCAUCCCCGUCUGCACGGCCAAGGACUGCGGCGAGUACACGCUGGUGCUGGAGAACCCCCUGGGGGAGACCAAGUGCAAGUGCAGCCUGCUGGUCUUUGAUAAGGAUGACAAAGGACUGCUGGAGAGUUUGACGGAAAGUUCUGGGAAAGAGAAACACAUCAUGUGAGGACCUGGUCUGUCCAGCCGGAGGACAACACACUCAAAAUAUUUUGAAGUUUGAAGAUCUGUUUGGAAACAAAUGGGAAAUAUGAAUGAUAUCAAUAUAUAGAAUCAUUCUUAUAGUGUGAAAUUAUUUAUGUACUCAAAAGAUCAGGUGCUGGUAUUGACAAUGCACUGUACUAUUGAA
Molecule: messenger RNA, 4820 nt
Organism: Engraulis encrasicolus (European anchovy)
Lineage: Eukaryota; Metazoa; Chordata; Actinopteri; Clupeiformes; Engraulidae
Product: immunoglobulin superfamily member 22-like
Exons: 24
Coding region: 435-4640 (1401 amino acids)
Molecular function (GO): protein binding
Source: RefSeq, a predicted model, not a curated record